Messenger RNA from Styela clava, 656 nucleotides. RefSeq names its product large ribosomal subunit protein uL5-like. Gene Ontology annotation, biological process: translation. The record is from RefSeq and is a predicted model, not a curated record. Gene Ontology annotation, molecular function: structural constituent of ribosome. NCBI's taxonomy places the organism in Eukaryota, Metazoa, Chordata, Ascidiacea, Stolidobranchia, Styelidae. Gene Ontology annotation, cellular component: ribosome.
AUUGCCGAUACAUCGCGGAAGUCUCUAUUUUACCCAUAAUCCCACGCGGAUAUUUCUUUUCCCGGCGGCCAACAUCAUGGCGGAGGACACAGGUGAUAAGAAGACGAAUGUUAUGCGAGAUAUUCGCAUCGAAAAACUCUGUCUCAAUAUUUGCGUUGGAGAAUCCGGUGACAGAUUGACAAGAGCUGCCAAAGUUUUGGAGCAACUUACUGGUCAAACUCCAGUCUUCUCAAAAGCUCGCUACACAGUGCGAUCCUUCGGAAUUAGAAGGAAUGAAAAGAUUGCUGUUCACUGUACAGUGAGGGGAGCAAAAGCAGAAGAAAUUUUGGAAAGAGGACUCAAGGUCCGUGAAUAUGAAUUGAGAAGAAACAAUUUCUCUGGUACUGGAAACUUUGGAUUUGGUAUCCAGGAACAUAUCGAUCUUGGCAUCAAGUACGAUCCAUCAAUUGGUAUUUAUGGUAUGGAUUUCUACAUUGUCAUGUCGAGAGCAGGGUAUAAUGUGAGAUAUCGCAGGAGAAAGAAGAACCGUGUUGGAUUUCCUCACAGAAUUACCAAGAGUGAUACCAUGAGAUGGUUUCAGCAGAAGUAUGAUGGCAUCAUUUUGGCGAAGAAAUCGUAGUCAUCUUACAAUUUAGUCAAUAAAAAUUGAAACGAAA